CUUCAUCCAAGAAAAUUGCUUUAUCUGGAAUCGCUCGCUAAUUUCGAGGCUUCCGAUUUCCAAAGCCAUUGAAGAAUGCAAUCAACUGAGUAAAUCUGCGAGUUGAAGAAAAAACGAAUGGAUGUCUCAUUUGGAAAAUUCCAAUCUAAAUUCAACAAUUUCCACUUCCGGCCAUCCCUUCCGCCGCACCACUACUGUAAAAUCAAUCACCUGGGAAAAGGAUGCAAAAGUUCUCGUUUCGCCAUUUCUAAUUCAGCAAUCGAAUGUGCAUUAUGCAAACUAUUGUCGUUGCUCUUAUUUUAAGCAACCAAUCUGGAGAAUUUCAAGAACUAAUAAUAUAGCAUCGAGUACAAGAAUACACUCAUGUGCAUCCUGGCCUUCUUCCUACCCAGAAAUGAAGUUUGGUCGAAUGCCUGGAGAUUAUAAUAUGUUCAAACACAAUAGAUUGCCACGGUAUAUUGCUGUCAGAUCUGAACUUGUUGGUACUGGCUCUGCAGGUGCUGCCUAUCCACUGCCAGAGCUGCAGUUUGGCUCAAAAAUCAGAGGAAUUGGCUUCUAUGCAGCUACCGCUUUCUCUGCCAUUUUUUUGUUUGUGCUAAUGCUUGCUGCACAUCCUUUUGUACUCUGUUUUGAUCGCUACCGUCGGAAAAUUCAUCACCUUGUUGCUAUGGUCUGGGCAAAUCUGACUGUCUCUCCAUUUUAUAAUAUCGAGAUUAAGGGAUUGGAGAAUCUGCCUCCUGAUGAUACUCCUGCUGUGUUUGUAUCCAACCACCAGAGCUUUUUAGACAUUUACACUCUCCUUACUCUUGGGCGAAGCUUCAAAUUCAUUAGCAAGACUGCUAUUUUCCUCUUUCCUAUCAUUGGUUGGGCCAUGUAUCUGAUGGGAACUAUUCCCUUGAGGCGUAUGGACACCAGAAGCCAAUUAGAUUGCCUUAAGAGAUGCAUGGAUCUUGUCACGAAGGGAGCAUCUGUUUUUUUCUUCCCAGAGGGUACUCGGAGUAAAGAUGGAAAGCUAGGGGUUUUCAAGAAAGGUGCAUUCAGUAUUGCUGCAAAAACUGGAGUUCCUGUUAUUCCUAUAACCCUUGUUGGAACUGGAAAAAUCAUGCCUGCAGGAAUGGAGGGCAGAUUAAAUUGUGGGUCAGUUAAAGUUGUGAUUCAUCAGCCUAUUGAGGGAAAUAAUCCAGAAGCAUUAUGUAGUGAGGCAAGGAAUGUGAUAUCAAAUCAGCUUAAUCUCCAAGGAUGAGAGAUAAGAGCAGUAUUCUAGUUCCACUUUAGGAUCAAAAGGUUUAAAGGAUUUUCUGGCUUAAAAGUUACUCUCCAAGGUUUGUCAAUCCUUAGGGUGUUUGGUUGGAUGGAGGGAAUUAGGAAGGAAUUGUAAUUUGGUGAGAAUAAAGUAGGAAUUCAAAUUACAUUGUUUGGUAGGGAGGAAUAAAAUUAUUUGGAAUGAGAAUGGAAGAAGUGAUAUAAAGAC
Messenger RNA from Ipomoea nil (Japanese morning glory), 1471 nucleotides. Its product is annotated as 1-acyl-sn-glycerol-3-phosphate acyltransferase 1, chloroplastic. The transcript is spliced from 7 exons. Gene Ontology annotation, biological process: phosphatidic acid biosynthetic process. Bases 122 to 1243 code for a protein of 373 amino acids. NCBI's taxonomy places the organism in Eukaryota, Viridiplantae, Streptophyta, Magnoliopsida, Solanales, Convolvulaceae. The record is from RefSeq and is a predicted model, not a curated record. Gene Ontology annotation, molecular function: 1-acylglycerol-3-phosphate O-acyltransferase activity.